Microthlaspi erraticum is the source of this 381-nucleotide messenger RNA. Lineage: Eukaryota; Viridiplantae; Streptophyta; Magnoliopsida; Brassicales; Brassicaceae. The record is from the annotation of a GenBank genome assembly.
AUGCAAGAGUGGAAUACAGGAAAGGAACCUUUCACAGGAUAUUCAAAGAAGCAAGGGAGUUUCCACGUUUUCAAACCGCUCCUUAGCUCGCCACCACAAGCCGUGCACGACCGUGCCGUGCCGCGCGAACACGAAGGCAACAACUCGCGGCCGCGCGGCACAACCAUGUACCGCGGCCGACCCAUCGGCGCGAACAGGAAGGCAUCGUCCUGUGACCGGCCAAGUUUCAUCGGCCAAAACCUAUCCAUCCGUCCGACCCCGUCGGCCGAACACGAAAACUAUCGGCCACGAUCGACCGUACCGAUGGCCGACUACGAUCCGAUGACGGCCGACCGUCCCGACCGACCGUCCGAACGUCCGUCGACCCGAAGCCCGUUUUGA